CCUGUUCCGGAAAACAUAGUCGUCAGACCACCUUUGGGUAGCAACCCUGCAACAAAUGACUGGAUUCCCAAUGUUGAAGAAAAUCAGGUCUUCGUUUCUUCCAAGCCAAAUAGGAGCGAGGGUUGUUAGAUCAGUGGAUGGAAAGAUAGAAAUGUCCACCAAAUUACAUUGUUUUUGUGUUGUAAUUGUGUAAUCAGAUAAGGAUGCAUUUGGUGGGAUGCUUCAUGCUUGCAAAUUUUUUAAUAAUGAAAUUGACUUGGAAUUAAAUUAUUCAAGCACUUGGUUUUGGGUUGGACUCUGCCCAUUUUGUCCAGAGUUUCCUUAGUUUGGUGUUUUUUUUUUUCUUAAUUGUUGAAAUUUGUAAUGUGUAUGUUUGUAUUUGCUUGUAGUUGAAUAUUCAUACUAAAAAGAUGUAGGGUGU
Molecule: messenger RNA, 421 nt
Organism: Rubroshorea leprosula
Lineage: Eukaryota; Viridiplantae; Streptophyta; Magnoliopsida; Malvales; Dipterocarpaceae
Source: the annotation of a GenBank genome assembly